AUGAGAAGCCGCUGCACCGCCACAGCAGACACAGUCUGUGCCCCCUGUCAAGACGGAUACUUCAGCAACGAGCACAAUCACAGCUUCUGCAAGAGUUGUACCAUCUGCAACACUAGGAAGGGGAGCGUGGAAGUGAAGAAGUGUGAGAAGACCUCGGACAGAAUUUGCAUGUGUGAUGCAGGUUACAUGCCAGAUGUCAGAUACACGCUCGGAAGCAUAUGCUCACUGUGCCCUGAAGGGUCUUAUUCCAUAGGGAGAAAUGAAAACUGCCAACCUUGGACCAACUGCAGCAUUCUUGGGAAAAGCACUCUUCGACCAGGGACAAAAACCAGUGAUGCCGUUUGCAGCAGCCGCGUCACACAGGCAGCUCCCUCUCAGAGCGCAACGUCUGAUUUGAAUCUUUCCACUGUGACACCCGCUUUGGCUCUUUCCACCACUAACCACCAGAAUAAUACGUCGACUCCAGUGCUCUCGCCAUCCAGACCCAGCGUGAUUCCUUUCAUUUGCCCGGAUGCCAACAGCCCCGCAGAGACUAACUGGGGUUCUUUAUCACUUAUCCUUAUUUGUCUGAUACUACUCAUGGUGAGUGGAAUGUCCAUCCUCCUGUUGAUUAUCCAAGCAGUCAAAAAAGAGACCAAGAGGAAGCCUUGUAGAAACAACCAUCGGGGCUGUCGAAUUCCUAUCCAGGAAGAACAAAUUGACUCCAAUUCUAGUCUCAUCAAAAACUGA
This is a messenger RNA of Leptosomus discolor (cuckoo roller), 729 nucleotides long. RefSeq names its product TNF receptor superfamily member 4 (gene TNFRSF4). Gene Ontology annotation, molecular function: protein binding; tumor necrosis factor receptor activity. Gene Ontology annotation, biological process: inflammatory response. Lineage: Eukaryota; Metazoa; Chordata; Aves; Leptosomiformes; Leptosomidae. The record is from RefSeq and is a predicted model, not a curated record.